Messenger RNA from Neopelma chrysocephalum (saffron-crested tyrant-manakin), 1288 nucleotides. RefSeq names its product forkhead box E3 (gene FOXE3). Lineage: Eukaryota; Metazoa; Chordata; Aves; Passeriformes; Pipridae. The transcript has a single exon. Gene Ontology annotation, biological process: cell differentiation; regulation of transcription by RNA polymerase II; anatomical structure morphogenesis. Bases 1 to 1164 code for a protein of 387 amino acids. The record is from RefSeq and is a predicted model, not a curated record. Gene Ontology annotation, molecular function: RNA polymerase II cis-regulatory region sequence-specific DNA binding; DNA-binding transcription factor activity, RNA polymerase II-specific.
AUGAACGCGGCCGGCUUCCCCUGCCUGCGAGGCAUGUGCACGCUGCCGGCGCCCAGCCCCGCCGCCGCGGCCAGCCCCGGCUCCCCCGGGCCGCCCCGGGGGUCUCCGCAGGCGCCGCCGGUGAAGCCGGAGCCGCGGGGCGGAGGGGGCAGCCCUGCCCCGCCGCCGCCGCCCCCCGAGGAGCCGCCGCCCCCCGCCGGGGGCCGCCGGAGGAAGCGGCCGGUGCAGCGGGGCAAACCCCCGUACUCCUACAUCGCCCUCAUCGCCAUGGCCAUCGCCAACGCCGCCGAGAGGAAGCUCACCUUGGGGGGCAUCUACAAGUUCAUCACCGAGCGCUUCCCCUUCUACCGGGAGAACCCAAAGAAGUGGCAGAACAGCAUCCGCCACAACCUCACCCUCAACGACUGCUUCGUCAAGAUCCCCCGGGAGCCCGGACAUCCCGGCAAGGGCAACUACUGGACACUGGACCCGGCUGCAGAGGACAUGUUCGACAACGGGAGCUUCCUGCGCCGGAGGAAGCGCUUCAAGCGCACCGACAUCACCACCUACCCCGGCUACAUGCAGAACUCCAGCGCCUUCACGCCCCCGCCCGCUGGCCGCCCCGCAGCACCGGCAGCACCCUACCCCAAUGCCCUCUGCUCGCCUGGCUACGGCCCCCAGCUCUCCAGCACUGUCUUCCACCCCUAUGCAGCCGGGGCAGCACCGCCGGCACAGCAUCCCAGGAUGUUCAGCAUCGACAGUCUCAUCAGCGGGCAGCAGGCCCUGCAGCCCUCACCGCCCUCCGAGCUGGGCCACCCAUCCCUGGGUUUGCCCGGAGCUGAGUUGGCUCCCGCCUGCUCCGCCAGCAGCUCCGAGCCUUCCUGUUUCCAGGCACAGCCCGUCAGCCCCGGCUUGUUGGGCCGGGCUGGCCCCAACACCCUGGCUUACCCCUAUGCCGCCUCGCCCCCUCACCUGCCCGUGGCGCAGGGCAGCUACUCGCCCAGCAGCCCGCAGCUCUACGGGGCUCCCAACAGACUGGCCCUGCCGGCCAUGCGGCCUCCGGCCUGUGCCGAGCACGGCGAGCAGCUCCUGGGGCUCUCGGCGUCGCCCCUCGGCCAGUUCGGCUCCAGCAACACCUACAUGAGGCAGCCCAACUUCCCUGCUGGCCUGGAGCGGUACAUGUGAUGCGCUUGAGGGGGCUUGGCUGGACAUCCCCAGGCUCCCAGGAGCAUCCCUGGACAAGCGGACUUCUCCCUGCUGUGGGGGCCGGCUGGGGGAGAGUCAGGGCUCCCUGGCCCCUGGCUGUGUG